This is a messenger RNA of Saccharomyces paradoxus, 492 nucleotides long. RefSeq names its product mitochondrial 54S ribosomal protein uL13m (gene MRPL23). The coding region runs from base 1 to 492 and encodes 163 amino acids. Gene Ontology annotation, cellular component: ribosome; mitochondrial large ribosomal subunit. The transcript has a single exon. The record is from RefSeq and is a predicted model, not a curated record. Gene Ontology annotation, biological process: translation; negative regulation of translation. Gene Ontology annotation, molecular function: mRNA binding; structural constituent of ribosome. Lineage: Eukaryota; Fungi; Ascomycota; Saccharomycetes; Saccharomycetales; Saccharomycetaceae.
AUGUCGCAGAAAAUUGGACACAGUGGUUUGGCGUUUGCACGCCUUUGGCACCAUGUUGACGUUGCCCGUGACAAGAGAACAUUAGGUAGAUUGGCUUCAGCGAUUGCAAUUACCUUGAUUGGUAAACAUAAGCCUGUCUACCAUCCAUCGCAAGACUGUGGAGAUUACGUGGUGGUAACUAACUGCCAGAAAAUACGCGUAACAGGUAAGAAAUUUGAGCAGAAGACCUACUGGUCUCAUUCGGGUAGACCUGGUCAACUUAAGUUACAGACAAUGGAAAAGGUUGUUGCCGAUAAAGGGUUUGGAGAGAUCUUAAAAAAAGCAGUUAGUGGUAUGCUUCCCAAAAAUAAACUGAGAAAGCAACGAUUAGACCGUUUAAAAGUUUUCGAUGGAAGUGAAAAUCCUUAUAAACAAAAUAUUACCGCUUUUGCCAAUGAACAAUCAUCAAUACCAGAAUCUCUUAAAGAAUCAAUUUUCAACCAAUUGAAAUAG